Molecule: messenger RNA, 3217 nt
Organism: Panonychus citri (citrus red mite)
Lineage: Eukaryota; Metazoa; Arthropoda; Arachnida; Trombidiformes; Tetranychidae
Exons: 2
Coding region: 387-1721 (444 amino acids)
Biological process (GO): microtubule-based process
Cellular component (GO): dynein complex
Source: RefSeq, a predicted model, not a curated record
AUCAUUUGGAUUAUCAGAUUGUUGUGAAAUUGAAACAAGUUCAAUUCUUGUUUGUUAUUUUUACAGCAAAUGCCUCAGGGCGAUCGUUUUAGCCUUGGAAGAUGAUAAAAGGAGAGAAAGACCAGAAUCAACCAGAAAGGGAAGAAGAAGAUGAAGAAGAUAAAAAAAAGGAAAAAAGAAGCAAAAAUUGAGAAAAUCUUCUCAUAAUUAAGAACCAGUAGGAAGACUUAUUAGUAGUUUUUUCUGUUGUUGAGACGGAAAAAACUCUUUGCCCACUUAAAGGUCACUUCUUUGUUUUCUUUUUCUAAUUUCGCCAUUUUUACUCUUCAAAAUACAGAAUUUUUUCGUUUUUUUGACAAAUGUAAAAUAAGUUUUUUCGUUUAAUCAUGUUAAUUAAAUCAUCUCGAGUACUUGGUCAUGCAAAUAAACUUUUAAUUGUGAUCCUUUUGUUAACUUCUCUUGUCCGGUGUUGGAGUCAAAGUGUUGGUUCUCAAUCCGCUGUUGGUAAAAAGCAAAACAAUUUACUCACACCCGAGGAAUUUAAUGUUGUUAAAACUCGUGAAGAAAUUAUCGCUCUUGAGGACUGUGGUUUACCUCCUUCUGAUGGUUCGGGAUUAAUUGACCCAAGAAUUGGGGGUUUGGUUCCCGAAAAUGUAGAUGAAUCAAAUGGUUGUGAUGGUCGAACCCUCGAAGCUCUGGUUAAGGUUGAACGUAUUUCGAUGGGACAAACUGAAAGAGAUCGUAUAAUAGCCGCAGCCAUUGAAGCGGUAAAAACGGUUAGUAACUAUUCAUCAAUCGCUGAACUAAUGGAAGCUAAAUUGAGAUCUGUCACUUCAGCGCAAUCAGCAGCUAAAUCGACUAAAUUAUGGUUCACCUUUGUUGGAGCUAAAAACGCCUUUUCUGGUUCUCAUAAGUCAAUGGCCACCAAUGAGUAUAUCACCUUUGUCCUUGGUGGAUUAAGGAUUAAUACUCUUUCGGUGACCGUUGUGGUGCCCUCUCCAUGUACGAGUUCAGAUUUAAUAUCAACACCAUCUCCAGUUCGUCCUGGACCUUUUCCAACGGGUGGUGGCGAUUUCUCUGGCUCUGGUUACGAUAAUCAAGACCCUGUGAUGGUGAGAAGUGAUUUCGAUGAAUCAGUUAACUCUUUCGUUCUUUCAAUCCUUAAACCCUCAACUCGAUCGGGCGGAGGUUCGUCAAUUGUUUCACCAACUUUACGAUCAGAGAAAGUGUGCCAAUCUUUGGUCAACAAACUUGCCCUUAAAUAUGAAGAAUCUGUCGACCCAAGGUCAUGGAUGUGCUUCUCUGGUGCUCAACAUUCAGCAAACUUCAAAACCUUUACCGAUGAUAUUCCAGCGAUGAAGAUCAAAAUGGGCUCAACCAAAAUUCGAGUGAUGAAAAUGCCAAAAUUACCCAAAACUGAGGCUGAAGUUAUAAACGAGACCCGUCUAAACAUUGGCCUUGCUGUCGUUAACAACACCGAUCUUGACUCAUCUAAUGCCGCCAUGUUGGUCAACUUUGCCCAAGAAGGUGUUCAACAAUAUUCAAGCUACGCUGGAAUCGCUAAGCACAUUCAAGAUCGAGCAGGUCAACAAUGGCAGCGAAAAUUUCAUUGCACUGUUGGACUGGACACUCAAUAUUGGAUCUAUUUCUGGUACAAAAAGCCGUUCUUAAUAAACUUUACUCUCAACGAAUUAAGGAUCAUCGUUUAUUCACAGAAUUAGCAGUAACCAAUUAAACAUUGAUUUAAACGUCAACAAUUAGCUGAACAAACUACUUAUUAAAGUCAUGAAAUCAUCUCAGUUAUAAGAACCGGAAACUUACAACAUGAAUCGAUAACCAAUCAAUUGAUAAUCUUCAUCUUAAAUCAUCCCAAUGAAAUGUGAAAAAGACUAAACCAACAAUCAAAGAAUCAGUGAUUGUCAACAAAUACUCAUAAUUAAAUCAGUACUCAAUUUAAUUAAUUGACUUUUCUAAUUACCUCAAAGUGUAAAGUUAUUUAUAAUUUCAAUUAGUCUAUUACUUUAAUUGUAACAUUAAUGAAGUUGUGAUAGUUAAAAGAUUAACUCAAUGAACAACUUUUAAUCAAUUAAACGUAAAUAAUACAAUCAAUUAAUUGCUAAUUUCCUAUUGAUUAGAAAACAAAAAAGCAAUUUAAUCAUAAUUGUUUUUCUCACUCAUUGAUAAUAAUCAAUAAUCAGCAAGAAGAUGAGAAUAGAAAAUAAUAAGAAGCUGUUUAAUUAAUUGUUCCAAAUGAUCAACAUGAAUCACAAUCAAUUCUAACCUUAAUUUGAUUUAAAUUAAUUAUCCUUCAACCAAGUUCCCAUAACAAUUAACUCAAACGAGACAAUGAGCCAAAUGAAUACGAUGAAAUUAACAACAAUCAUUUUGAUAACCUUAAUUGUCGGUGAUGUUAAUUGUUAUUCUGAUACCGAUUUUCUUAUUUCAAUAUCAAACGAAUACAAUCCAUCUAAGAUCGAGAAACACUUUAAGGAGACAAUCAAACAACAAAUCGUAACAAUUAAAUCAAUUCCAAGUGAUUACAAUUUAACUAAUGAUCAAAUUGUCUUCUGUAAUUUUACCUUAUCAACUUUAAUUAUGCUCACUGAUUAUAUUGAUUCAUCAAUCCCAUCAUAUCAAACCUGUGGAUUUGCAACAUCGGAUAGAUUGAGAAACUUUAUUAAUCAUUACGAUAUAAUAAUUAAUUUAUGGAGAGAAGAGUUUAAAUCUACUGAUUUGGUUGAUCAACUAAUUGAACCUGAUUAUGAUUCCCCAGAGGAAUUAAUUAAAUCACUUGGAAUGGGCAGAGAACUUGAUUUAAUUAAGAGAAAUGCUUUACAAUCAAUUAAACGAUACAAAGCAAAUGUUGAACUUUUUUAUUCUGAAUUUUCCAGAUAUGAAUCAACUCUCGCUGAUUCAACAAUUAAACAACUGAAUUUACUCAUAACUGAAUUUGAACAAUUAAAUGAUAAUUCACUUGUUAUAAUUUCACCUAAUGGAUCUAUCAAUUAUCGACACCCAUCAACUUCAAUCAAGAAAGCAAUUAAAUUAGCUCUGGAAAGGUUUGCAUUAAUUAUUAAAUUAUUUUCUUGUUCAAAAUAUUAACAAAGUAAUUGUUUAAUUUAAGAAAAAAUUAAACCAAAUCAGCUAAUUGUUGUAUUUUCCCCCAUUGUAAUUAAAUCAAUAAAAAAGCUUGAUGAUAAUCAGAUCUAUUUGAAAA